AUGCCAAAACAGCGAGCUUGCGAUGCCUGCUUCCAGAGAAAGAUUCAGUGCGCAUUACCCGGCCCCGGUUCUCCGUGUAAUUGGUGCAGCCAUCAAAACUUGGAAUGCAAGUUUACCAGACAGCAGCGGGUAAGGACUAAUAUUCGUACUCCCCGUGCCACGGAAAAUGAACGUUUGAAGGAGAGAGUCGCGCAGCUAGAGAACCUGUUGGCGCAGAAAGAUCCUUCGGAGCAUGCCACGUGUGGGCAAACAACAUUAAAUUCCUCUUCCGAAGCAAGCUCACAAGUAGCCACUGCUGAAUGUUAUCCACCCCCAACUCUGACCGACCAGGAUUCACCAAAUGCCUUUGGUAGCUAUAUCGCCUGGUCUACACGGGCUAUUCAAGGCAACUGGUAUCAUCGCGGAACUAGGGUCUUUUCCGAGGACGGGCUGAGUUGGAUGACGUUAAUAACUGGCCAAGAUACCAGAGUAUUAAGAACAUUUCUCUUUCACACCCCCGUCCGAACGACGCUUGUAGGACGUACACCUGCUUCUUCGUUAUUCCCCGAUUUUCCCAGUCGAGAAUGCACCGAAAAAACGCUCCAUAGCUUCCCGCAGUCUCUGUACUGUUUUAUUUUCCCUUGCCUUGACAACGACAGCCUGGCUUUUAUCACCAGUACGGCCUACGAGUCUUCGGAUGAUGGUCGCUCACACGUCGCUUUACCCCUGGCUGCUAGGGCUUUCAUUCUUGCGGCAUUUUGUGUGCUGCAUUAUUUGGAGGUGCCGGCAUCCGCCGGCAUACUACGUGACGCCGAAUCAUACGCAGAACAGGCGGACUUCAUCUUGAACAGACUCGCCGGCUGUACAAACCCUAUAGCUAUUUACGCUGCUUUGUUGCUGACCGAAAGGCUGUUGAGCCUUGCUGAACAAGGCUGUGAUUAUCUAGUCCGAAAGCUGUUCUGGCAGUGCUUCGUUCUGGAUAAAGACUACUCUCUCCUCUCGGGUAGACCUCCCAUCCUCACCAGUAACUUUUGCGACGUGACGGUGCCAGAAUCGCAUAUUGAAACCCAGCUAUUACGCUACGAGCUGGAAGAUGCACUUGGCCUGCUUGCUGUAGAAAAGCUCAUACAUUUCUACACCGGAGACCCUAGGUUGAGUGUAUUGAAAGAAAAGAUUGUUCAACUGCUCUACUCGCCGUCAGCCUUAACAGUUCCAGCACCCGAGCUUGUUUCUAGGAUACGCCUGCUGGAUGACGAGCUCGAGGGCUGGCGACUUACAGUUCCUUUAGAACUUCGGCCAAGCUUGUCGCGUCCGCGUCCGUCCAAUACCAGAUUUGGUACCCGUCUCCGAUCUGUGCAGCUUCAGCUCGACUACCAUUACACCAUUGGCACCAUUCAUACAACUGUUCGAAGACUUGGAGCGAGUCUACAGAGAUAUACGACCAUGCCUCGAGAUAUCCACAGCGUGAUGCACUCAAGUACCGACAUGUCCGUACAGGCUAGCCAUUCGACUUUGAGAAUGUUAGGGGAGCCAAUACUAGCAGGUACAUUUUCUCGAAAGCCUUGGCACGCUGCAUUUCAUGUCAUUCUCGCUAGUCCACCGCUUUUUGUCAACAUUCUCCUACACCCUCUUGAGGAACAGGCGCGAAAGGACAUGGAGGCGCUCAGUCUGGCCUUAGAUGUGUUGAGCGACAUGGCCAGUCAAUGCAAUGGGUGCGUUGAGACAGAACUGUAUAAACAGGGGAGAGCUUUUCUUACAGUGCUCAUCAAACUAGCUGGCUUUGCUGUUGCAAAGGCACGAGAAGAAUCGCAGCCGUGA
Messenger RNA from Akanthomyces muscarius, 1797 nucleotides. RefSeq lists its product as uncharacterized. Gene Ontology annotation, molecular function: DNA-binding transcription factor activity, RNA polymerase II-specific; zinc ion binding. The record is from RefSeq and is a predicted model, not a curated record. Gene Ontology annotation, biological process: regulation of DNA-templated transcription. Lineage: Eukaryota; Fungi; Ascomycota; Sordariomycetes; Hypocreales; Cordycipitaceae. The transcript has 5 exons. Bases 1 to 1797 code for a protein of 598 amino acids.